AUGACACUAGUCGAAGAAAUAACAAAUAAAUAUGACAGAGACUCAUACUUCACUUCAUCAAUAAAUCUCCCGUCCAAAUCAAAACACAAAUCAACUUCUCAAGAUAAUAGGCCACGUAAAAGACUAGCACCAGGAACUUAUAAUUUAGCCACCAUUGAAUCAAAUUUACAUGGAACAGGAUUGACUGAAGAUCUAGCUGAACAGAAAAACUCAAUGAAAAGAUUUGAUGAGUUGGAUAAAGAGAAUUAUAAUGAAAGUUCGAGAAUAGAAUUACCUAAAACUGGAUUGUUAUUCGAAUAUAAUAGAUUUGAAUCAAACUCAACAGUUUUACAGAAUGAGAAAAAAUUAGGUCCUAAAGGUGGAAGGUUAAAACAAGGUAACACUGCACAAGUCAAGAAGAUUUUAGCAUCAAGAAAACAAUUGAGUAAUUAUUUAGAUGAAGAUGAUAAAAAUGCUUCAAUUUUGUUCAAUGUCGUUUCCAAGAAAAAAAAUCUACAAUUUAUUGUCCCUAACAAGAAAUUAUGCUCUAUUUGUGGUGAUAAUGCGCCUGGCUCUUGCGUGAGGUGCAAUUCUAGAGUUUGCAGUGUAAAAUGUUCAACUGUUCAUAAUGAGACUAGAUGUUCAAAUUAUUAUGGAUGA
This is a messenger RNA of Hansenula anomala, 639 nucleotides long. It is a transcript of the gene VPS71, whose product is annotated as Vps71p. Lineage: Eukaryota; Fungi; Ascomycota; Saccharomycetes; Phaffomycetales; Wickerhamomycetaceae. Gene Ontology annotation, biological process: chromatin remodeling. Gene Ontology annotation, cellular component: Swr1 complex. The transcript has a single exon. Gene Ontology annotation, molecular function: nucleosome binding. The record is from RefSeq and is a predicted model, not a curated record. The coding region runs from base 1 to 639 and encodes 212 amino acids.